Messenger RNA from Myiozetetes cayanensis, 3097 nucleotides. It is a transcript of the gene E2F3, whose product is annotated as E2F transcription factor 3. Gene Ontology annotation, molecular function: protein dimerization activity; DNA-binding transcription factor activity, RNA polymerase II-specific; RNA polymerase II cis-regulatory region sequence-specific DNA binding. The transcript has 7 exons. Gene Ontology annotation, biological process: regulation of transcription by RNA polymerase II. Bases 46 to 1071 code for a protein of 341 amino acids. The record is from RefSeq and is a predicted model, not a curated record. Gene Ontology annotation, cellular component: RNA polymerase II transcription regulator complex. NCBI's taxonomy places the organism in Eukaryota, Metazoa, Chordata, Aves, Passeriformes, Tyrannidae.
GCCCGACCGCCGGCCGGCUGCCCCCGGCCCCCGCCGCGCUCCGAAAUGCCCCUGCAGCAGGCAAAACGAAGGCUGGAGCUAGGAGAAAGCGGCCACCAGUAUCUUGCAGAAGGGCUAAAGACUCCAAAGGGGAAAGGAAGAGCUGCAACAAGAAGUCCAGAUAGUCCAAAAACUCCAAAAUCUCCUUCAGAAAAGACUCGGUAUGAUACAUCACUUGGCCUUCUUACAAAGAAGUUCAUUCAGUUGCUGAGCCAGUCUCCUGAUGGGGUCUUAGAUUUGAACAGAGCAGCAGAGGUCCUCAAGGUGCAAAAAAGGAGGAUUUACGAUAUCACCAACGUACUGGAAGGCAUCCAUCUCAUUAAGAAAAAAUCCAAAAACAACAUUCAGUGGAUGGGCUGCAGUCUGUCAGAGGAUGGUGGCAUGCUGGCACAUCGUCAGGGCCUCACAAAGGAGGUGACUGAACUGACUCAGGAAGAGAAGAAACUGGAUGAGCUAAUCCAAAGCUGCACCCUGGACCUCAAGCUGCUAACGGAGGACUCAGAAAAUCAGAGAUUAGCUUAUGUGACGUAUCAAGAUAUUCGAAAAAUUAGUGGCCUUAAAGACCAAACUGUUAUAGUUGUGAAAGCUCCUCCAGAAACAAGACUUGAAGUGCCUGACCCAGUGGAGCAGAGUGCAUUGAUACAUUUAUCUAGUACUCAAGGACCUAUUGAAGUUUAUCUGUGCCCAGAGGAAAAUGAUGCCCUCAGUCCAAUGAAAACCUAUAGUCAGGACCACAACGGAAAUAUUUCCAAAUCCAUUUCCAAAGAAGUGGCUUCUGCUAACUCAGGACAAGGUGACUGCUCAGUAAAUAUGGCAACAAUUUCUCCAUUGGCUUCUCCAGCCAACCUUUUACAGCAGACUGAGGACCAAAUUCCCUCAAACUUUGAAGGACCAUUUGUGAAUUUGCUGCCUCCUCUGCUUCAGGAAGAUUAUUUGCUGAGCCUUGGGGAUGAAGAAGGCAUCAGUGACCUCUUUGAUGCUUAUGAUUUAGAGAAGCUUCCUUCAUUGGUGGAUGAAUUUAUAUACAGCUGAUUGUCUUAAAUGCUGUCCAUAUCUAAACCAUGUUUUUAAUGGAAUCAAAAAACCUGCCAUCAUUUGGAAUUGUCCUCCACUUACCAUAAAAUAGCAUUAUUAAAUAAACUAGACUCUUGAACAGUGCUGAUAUUUUAAUUGAAUACUCCCUAAUAUGCUAUAGACAAGAAGUGAAGGCCUUUACAGCAAAGCCUUCUCCUUGACCCUGAGCUCCAGUGCCUUGCGAGUCAGCAGGUGCAAGCAGGUGACCAUAAAUGUUUUGUCUUCACACUCCCUCAGUCUCUGCUUACUGUGACAAGUGGGCUUAUGGAGAAGGGCUCAACGAACUGGUUUAGUCCUCAAUAACAAUUUUAUAAUAGUAUUUCAGGUCGUGCCUUCUGCAGAGAAUGCAUGUCUUUUGAGUGUCACAACAUGGAUUGUACAUGCAGUGGACGUAUAUAUGAAGUAAUGCAAAAGAGUGAAAUGGGAUUCUUCAGCUACUUGUGGGAAUGUUUAAAUUGCUGUCAUAAUGCUCAUUUUGAGCUGUGUAUAUGUCUCAUUAUGAGGUCAAAUACUUAUGUCCUUAAAAGCUUUUAAUAAAAAAAAAAAUACACUGUAAAUGUAGUGUAUAUUGCAAAUAUUGAAAAGUAUAAAGUUCUGCCACUUCUUGUAGUAAUCAGAGAUUUUUAAAAAUGCUUGUGCGUGUGUGUGUGUGUGUGAAAGUAGUUUUUGUUGGUUGUUUUUUUUUAAACUAGAACGAAGAUGCACAGUUCAAUUUUACUGCCCCCAGUGUGCAUUAGAACUGGUACAUGAAUUUUUGUGGUACUAAGUGGGGCUUCAUGUUAAGUGCCUACUAGAGAUGCACUGUGGGUUUUUCCCUCUAUGGAAAACACUUAUGCCAAGCUUUGUUUGUUCAAUAUAUAUCAUAUUUAUCUCAGUGGGUUAGCUUCCUCUGCUUACAGCUUUUUAUAAUUCUCUUCGCCAGCAAAAUGGAACUAAUUUUUUUCCAAAGUACAUAACUGUAAGUACCACAUCAACUGAAUUGCAUUUAUUUUUUGAAGAUCUUUGCUAGUAUAGUAUAGUACCAAUAUUUAUUUUUUGAAUGUCAGAGGAAUUCUAAGAAGUCUUAAAUAAUUUUUUUUUUCCUUGAGUGUAAAAUAUUUUGCCAUGUUCUGGGCUAAAUUAAUGUAAUGUUGAUUAGAUGAUGCCCAUAUAAUCCUUUUGUUUGCAUUACUGUUGUGCUUAUCUGACAUACUCAGAAAAUUAGUACUAUUUGUACUGUAGUAGAAUAUUAUGUAUGCAGGUUUUCUGGUACCGUUGAGUUGCUGCUAUGAAAGCUCACACAUGAAAAGGCAAGAAGUCACAGUACUAAUAAGAAAACUGUAUGACUGUGUGAGUUUUGGGAUAUAACAAAUGUAUAAAGGGCAACACAUAAAGAACUGUUAAACAGUGUUAAGUGUGUGUUUAUAUGUACAAAUGUUUGCAUAGAUCAUUCAGCAGUUGUAUUUAAUUUGAUAUAUGUUCUCAACUCACACCUUAGUUAUCUAGCAGUUUUGUACAAUAGAAUUAAUUUGUAAACACUGCCAGAAUAUUUUCUAGCUGGUUUGUAAUUUUUUAAGAGUUUUUUUAGAUGUGGAUCUGUAAAUAAAAUUGUAGUAUUUAAAGUUUUUGUCUUGUGGAAGAGGAGAGUAAAAGUUGUGUGAGCAUGAAGAUUUUGCGAGACAAAGGGGCACUUUUGCGAGGGAAGAGAAAAUGAAGACUAAUGCAGACCAUCUUUUUUUUUUUUUUUUGUACAAAUGAAAUACUAAUCUAAUUUAGCUUUGCAUUGUAUGCUAGUUUAAAAAAAAAACAAAACCACAAACCUGUAAAAUACUGUAAAAAAACAAAAAGAAAAAAACCCCAACAAAAAUAGCUUUUAUGGUGAGUUUUGUAAAUAGAUUUAUUAAAGGGUGACCUGUUCUCUAGCUGUGAUCUUACCACUUCAAAUGGAUGUAAUUUGAAUAAAUUUUGUAUGGUAAUGAAUCAAUAAAAAGGAAUUUUUUAAAGA